Molecule: messenger RNA, 494 nt
Organism: Spirometra erinaceieuropaei
Lineage: Eukaryota; Metazoa; Platyhelminthes; Cestoda; Diphyllobothriidea; Diphyllobothriidae
Source: the annotation of a GenBank genome assembly
AUGGUCGAAACAAUCAAAAUCGAAACAACAACAAGACUCGCUUACCUCCUUAUCCUACCUCUUCUUUCUCUUCCUCUGCCUAUUCUUCUGCCUACUCUUCUCCUUCGCCAUCUUCUUCUCCACCUCCUUCCCGUCGCCCCACUCGUUGUCACCAGACUGGCAGGGUGAGUCCGCUCACUCUGGCAGCCUGGAAUGUUCGUUCCCUUUUAGACAAUCCGAGGAGCAACCGACCGGAACGAAGGACGGCGCUAGUGGCACGGGAACUGGCGCGCUACAAGGUGGACAUCGCCGCACUCAGCGAGACCCGAUUCUCCGAACAAGGCAAACUGGAGAAGGUGGAUGCCGGCUACACCUUCUUCUGGAGCGGUCGACCCAGGGCAGAGCGACGGGACGCGGGUGUCGCCUUCGCCAUCCGGAACGACAUCGUGGGACGACAGCCCUGUUUGCCGCAGGGCAUCAACGAUCGCCUGAUGAGCCUCCGCCUGCCUCUCUGA